CAGCGGGAACCGCCCCCAGCAGCCGGGCGCGUGGAGACAGGAGCUCGAGGGGGACCCAAGCCAGGCUGGGCGUCGCGGGGUGCAGCAUGCGGACCGUGUGGUCGCCGCUGGCCGCCGCGCUGGCCGCUCUGGGGAUGUCAACCUACAAGCGGGCCACGCUGGACGAAGAGGAUCUGGUGGACUCACUCUCCGAGGGCGAUGUGUACCCCAAUGGCUUACAGGUCAACUUCCGCAGCCCCCGGAGCGGCCAGAGGUGGUGGGCAGCUCGGACCUCGGUGGAGAAGCGACUGUUGGUACUGGUGGCACUGCUGGCAGCGGGGCUGGUGGCCUGCCUGGCGGCCCUGGGCAUCCAGUACCGGACAAGAACACCUCCAGUAUGUCUGACCGAGGCCUGUGUCUCAGUAACCAGCUCCAUCCUAAACUCCAUGGACCCCACAGUGGACCCCUGCCAGGACUUCUUCAGCUAUGCCUGUGGUGGCUGGAUCAAGGCCAACCCCGUGCCCGAUGGCCACUCACGCUGGGGGACCUUCAGCAACCUCUGGGAACACAACCAAGCCAUCAUCAAGCACCUGCUGGAAAAUGCCACGGCCAGCGUGAGCGAGGCUGAGAGAAAGGCCCAGGUGUACUACCGUGCGUGUAUGAACGAAACUAGGAUCGAGGAGCUGAGGGCCAAGCCCCUGAUGGAGCUGAUCGAGAAGCUUGGAGGCUGGAAUAUCACAGGUCCCUGGGCCAAGGACAACUUCCAGGACACGCUGCAGGUGGUCACGGCUCACUACCGCACCUCACCCUUCUUCUCUGUCUACGUCAGCGCUGACUCCAAGAACUCCAACAGCAAUGUGAUCCAGGUGGACCAGUCUGGCCUUGGCUUGCCCUCCAGAGACUAUUACCUGAACAAGACAGAAAAUGAGAAGGUCCUGACGGGAUACCUGAACUACAUGGUCCAGCUGGGGAAGCUGCUGGGUGGUGGGGACGAGGACUCCAUCCGGCCCCAGAUGCAGCAGAUCCUGGACUUUGAGACCGCCCUGGCCAACAUCACCAUCCCCCAGGAGAAGCGCCGGGACGAGGAACUCAUCUACCACAAAGUCACGGCUGCUGAGCUGCAGACCCUGGCACCCGCCAUCGACUGGUUACCCUUUCUGAACACCAUUUUUUACCCAGUGGAGAUCAAUGAGUCUGAGCCCAUUGUGGUCUAUGACAAGGAAUACUUGAGACAAGUCUCCGCCCUCAUCAACAACACCGACAAAUGCCUGCUCAACAACUACAUGAUGUGGAACCUGGUACGGAAGACAAGCUCCUUCCUGGAUCAGCGCUUCCAGGAUGCUGAUGAGAAGUUCAUGGAGGUCAUGUACGGGACGAAGAAGACCUGUCUUCCCCGCUGGAAGUUUUGCGUGAGUGACACGGAAAACAACCUGGGCUUUGCCCUAGGCCCCAUGUUUGUAAAAGCAACCUUCGCAGAAGACAGCAAGAACAUAGCCAGCGAGAUCAUCUUGGAGAUCAAGAAGGCAUUUGAGGAGAGCCUAAGCACUCUGAAAUGGAUGGAUGAAGAGACUCGGAGAUCAGCCAAGGAGAAGGCGGACGCCAUCUACAACAUGAUAGGUUACCCCAGCUUCAUCAUGGACCCCAAGGAGCUGGACAAAGUGUUUAAUGACUACACAGCGGUUCCCGACCUCUAUUUUGAGAACGCCAUGCGAUUUUUCAACUUCUCAUGGAGGGUCACAGCCGACCAGCUCAGGAAAGCCCCCAACAGAGAUCAGUGGAGUAUGACCCCACCCAUGGUGAAUGCUUACUACUCACCGACCAAGAACGAGAUCGUGUUCCCAGCCGGAAUACUGCAGGCACCAUUUUAUACCCGCUCUUCACCCAACGCCUUGAACUUCGGUGGCAUCGGGGUCGUCGUGGGCCACGAGCUGACUCAUGCUUUUGAUGAUCAAGGCCGGGAGUAUGACAAGGAUGGGAACCUCCGGCCCUGGUGGAAGAACUCGUCCGUGGAGGCGUUCAAACAACAGACGGAGUGCAUGGUGCAGCAGUACAGCAACUACAGCGUGAACGGGGAGCCCGUGAACGGCCGACACACCCUCGGGGAGAACAUCGCCGACAAUGGGGGACUCAAGGCGGCCUACCGGGCAUACCAGAACUGGGUAAAGAAGAACGGAGCUGAGCAGACACUGCCCACCCUGGGCCUCACCAGCGACCAGCUCUUCUUCCUGGGCUUUGCACAGGUCUGGUGCUCCGUCCGCACACCGGAGAGCUCCCAUGAAGGCCUCAUCACUGACCCGCACAGCCCCUCCCGCUUCCGGGUCAUCGGCUCCCUCUCCAACUCCAAGGAGUUCUCGGAACACUUCCGCUGCCCGCCUGGCUCCCCCAUGAACCCUCAUCACAAAUGCGAAGUCUGGUAAGGGCUGAAGCGCGGAGCGCGGACAGACAGAAGAAGGGAAGGGGCCUGCAGCCAGCUCCCAGCGGGGCCACGCUGUCACCCUCCUCCCAGCCCCUUGGCGGCCUAGGGCCCCUUCCCCACCCCGGAGAGUGUGCAGCCCUCCCGUCUAAGCCUGUGAUGGAGGUUCAUCGCUCGAAGCCAAGAUUUGACCCCCUGUGAUGCUCCGGCAUCCCGGACACCCAUGUGGGAUGCCGGCCGGCCUUUGGGUGCGUCAAGCUGGUGGCUUGCCAGCUCUGGGCCUCACACUGACAAUGGCAGUGGGACACGGGCCCCCUCGCCCACCUCCAAUGCCAGAUACACCACAAUACCACUGUGUCAAAUGCUUUAAAGAUAUAUUUUUUGGGGAGACUAUUUUUUAAGCAUUAUGGAAUACACUGGAAAUCUUCAGGGAAAAUGCAUUUAAAACACUUUUUUUUUUAAAAGAAAAGAUUAGUAUAUUUAUUAUAUUCUCUUUUUUUCUAAACCACCUGUGGACAAAGGAAACCCCACUGAUUGACCCCAGGGGACCCCAGGCUGCCGAGGAUGCCCCAGUUUGAGCACUACUUUAGCCCAUUGCUGAUAUAAUUGCCCCCAGGCAGAGGGGGCAGCCAUCUGAAGGGCCUAGCUUGUGGGCACAUCCUCAGUUUACCUGUCCUGUCUCUGGAAUCCAACCAUGAGAACCCCAGGUUGGUAGCUGAGACAGCACAAAACCAGAGUAACAGUCUCUGUACAAUUCGGGGACACCUGAACACCCUGAACUAGAUCAUAAGAGCCCAUCGGAGCUGAGACGCCCCCCACACCCCCAUCAGAUGCACACUGUUGUCCAAAGAUGUCUUUUUUUGGUCCCACCUCUCUUGGCCUUGGGACCCGUUGUCUCUCUGUAGCAAUUCCGACGUCCAGUGGUCACUUUCACUGACCCUCUGUACGGAGGGAAAGGGGGAAAAACCAGCCCGGUUCUCUCUCCAAGCUCUGUAGCCGUCGUUGCCCUGGCCUGGCUCCUGGGACCCCUUUUCUAGUGCCUUACCCCAGGCUGCAGCCCCUGAGCUCCUUUCCCAGUGGAGCCCCCCAAGUGUCUUGACUAGAAGCCAACACCAUAGCCCCACUCCCAGAAGCCCCAGGGUACUGUCCUGACAUGCCUACAGGACAGCCAUUCCAGAGAGAUGUCCCGCGUCGGCAACGGGACAUUUCUCAGACUUUCAGCCACCUGUGGCACCCUCAGAAUCAAUGUAGUCCUUGUAGCUAGAGGGAUUUCCCCCACACACACCCUCACCCCGCUCUCUGUUUUUUUGGAAGUGUGUGCUGUGGCUAGAGCAGGCCAAGACUGGAAGUUUCCCAGCCCUGUUGGGCUACAGGGAAUGGCUAAAGGUCAUGUAAUAGAUCUGUGGGUUCCCACUAGGUGGCGCUCACUGCAGUUCUCAUGACUGCCGUAGAUCAUGAAGCAUGCUCUUGUGAUCUGUGUGGGAGGAGCCUAGUAGUGCCCAUCAUAGCCCCCGGCAGGCCAUGCCCCCCACACUGCACAGCGUGCGCACACACACCCACACCUGGAAGCCCGAGUCCCCCUUGGCAGAGACGACAGUAUAGUCUCAGUUCUGCUUGCUAGCGUAGGGAUAGCCUUAGCACUGGGAUGGGGAGCUGCGAGCAGGCAUUCUUGGUCCCUGCAAACACGUUCGAGGUCUCAGCUCUUUGGGGAAGGGUAACACAAGGAAGCAGGAAGGUGCUGGAGCCAUGACCUGCCGCGCAGGGGGCCACCGUCUGGGUCUGGAUAGCUGCCCUUUCCAUCCCGUCGCCCUGCCUCGCUAUGGAGCGGCAGACAUGGACACUAGUAUCUGGAAGCAGGGUCCUGAACUGCGUUCCACCAUGCGCACGUUGCUCAGGGUGUGCGGGGAGCCAGGAAGACCCAGGCCGGCUGGGGAUGGAUAGGUGCAAAAGCAGCAUCCCAACCCCCACUCCUCCAGAGAUGAGAAGGGCAGAAGCGGGAAGGGCACCUGCCCUCAGAAAGACCCCUCCUCUCAAGCCCGGAGGUUCCCUGCAGGCACAAGGACAUGGGGUUUGGAGCUGGGGACUCUAUUUUUUUGUAUUAUUGUGUUUCGUGCUACUGUAGUUUUGGUGUGGCACUAUUAUAAUUAAAAUAAAGUACUUAUACCAAGA
This is a messenger RNA of Apodemus sylvaticus (European woodmouse), 4561 nucleotides long. RefSeq names its product endothelin converting enzyme 1 (gene Ece1). Gene Ontology annotation, molecular function: metalloendopeptidase activity. The transcript is spliced from 19 exons. Gene Ontology annotation, cellular component: plasma membrane. NCBI's taxonomy places the organism in Eukaryota, Metazoa, Chordata, Mammalia, Rodentia, Muridae. The coding region runs from base 87 to 2396 and encodes 769 amino acids. The record is from RefSeq and is a predicted model, not a curated record. Gene Ontology annotation, biological process: peptide hormone processing.